Molecule: messenger RNA, 1419 nt
Organism: Saccoglossus kowalevskii
Lineage: Eukaryota; Metazoa; Hemichordata; Enteropneusta; Harrimaniidae
Product: ribonuclease Oy-like
Biological process (GO): RNA catabolic process
Cellular component (GO): extracellular region
Molecular function (GO): ribonuclease T2 activity; RNA binding
Source: RefSeq, a predicted model, not a curated record
AUGGCAGUACGCCAGUUGCUGUCUCCGGUUGGUGAAACUCCUCUGUUUUUAAAUCAAGAGUUUGAGAAUUUUCAUGAAUUGAAAGAUGCUAUCCGAUGUUUCCAGGCAAAAACCAAUUUUCUUUUAGUCAAAGGCAACGGAAAGACAGUGGUCGCUGCCAACCGAAAAGUGUCGGACGGCAGAAAAGAAUAUCCUGAUAAAUUUGUCUAUGCAUCAGUGAUGUACACAUGCAAACAUUUUGGUCAACCAAGAAAAGAGGGUCGUGGGAUACAAAAUGGAAACAACUCUGAAGUCAGUGGUAUUAUUGGUUUUAACAAUGUCAUGUUGUUGGAUGAUGAGUGGGAUCAUUUUGUGUAUGCUCAACAAUGGCCACAAACUGUCUGCUUGGAUAAUGAUGGACAAGUAAAUCAGACAACAAAGUGUAGCAUACUUCAGGAAGUUAAAACAUGGGUUGUCCAUGGCUUAUGGCCAACCAGGGUUAAAACUGAAGGACCCAAUUGCUGUGGAUGUAAUGAGACAUCUUCAGGCUGUCACAACUGUACUCGUCCGUUCAAUUUCACUCUGAUUCAGGAUUUAGAGCCUCAGCUUAAUGAAUUCUGGCCUAAUUUGUUGACAAAGAAACAUGGAACACCUUACGAUUUCUGGAAGCAUGAAUGGGAAAAGCAUGGUACUUGUGGAACCAGUCUUGAUGUAAUUAACAGUCAACAUAAAUACUUUGUCAUGGGAUUGAAACUGAAUCAGAAAUUUGAUAUUUUACAAGCUUUCUUAAAGCAUAAUAUCAAGCCCUCGCUGAAAGUACAGUACACAUAUAAGAGUGUUAUGGAUGCCUUGAUUGACACUUUUGGUCAUCAGCCACUACUGGAAUGCUACUACAGCCAUACUACGAACACUAGCAACUUAGAAUCGAUUGAAUUCUGUGUGUCUAAGAACUUUGAUAUAAUGACUUGUCCAUCUCGGAAUAAUAUUAAUCGUCUCUAUAGAGAAGAAACUUGCUGGACCAAGGAAAAUAUCACGAUUCCACCUCUAGUGUAUAGUAACCCAAUCAAAGUAAAAAAAGACAUUACCGUCAAGUUACUGGAAGAACUGAAUUAGUGGAAUUUGUUAUGUUGUAUAUUAAUUGGGAUUGUUUUCAAUUCCUUCACUGAGCUUGUUGUAAACACACCUACUGAUUGUGUAAAAGUGAUAUGGAAGGUAUAUGAUUUGGAUCUUCAUAUUUCAAAUUCAGUUGUGAAUAAUUUGCUUUCCUCUUUGUUUAACAUUGAAGGCACUCUCUGUAAUGACUGUGAAUAGUUCAUUGGCUAUGCAGUCUUUUUUGGUUUGAGAUCUUUUUAUAAGUUUCUGUGUUAUUUUUUCACUUUUAGAAUAGAAUUGCAGAAACCUGUUUAGCAACAAUACCAUUUUGUUGACAUAUGCUGACAG